Molecule: messenger RNA, 328 nt
Organism: Zonotrichia leucophrys gambelii
Lineage: Eukaryota; Metazoa; Chordata; Aves; Passeriformes; Passerellidae
Gene: POLR2I
Product: RNA polymerase II subunit I
Exons: 5
Biological process (GO): transcription-coupled nucleotide-excision repair; maintenance of transcriptional fidelity during transcription elongation by RNA polymerase II; DNA-templated transcription
Cellular component (GO): RNA polymerase II, core complex
Molecular function (GO): DNA-directed RNA polymerase activity
Source: RefSeq, a predicted model, not a curated record
UGUCCGCGCAGCCAUGGACGGGGACGGCGCGUACGAGCCGGGCUUCGUGGGGAUCCGCUUCUGCCAGGAAUGUAACAACAUGCUGUACCCCAAGGAGGACAAGGAGAACCGGAUCCUGCUCUACGCUUGCAGGAACUGUGAUUACCAGCAGGAGGCCGACAACAGCUGCAUCUACGUCAACAAGAUCACGCACGAAGUGGACGAGCUGACCCAAAUCAUCGCUGACGUCUCCCAGGACCCGACCCUGCCCCGAACUGAGGAUCACCCGUGCCAGAAGUGCGGGCACAAGGAGGCCGUGUUCUUCCAGUCCCACAGCGCCCGCGCUGAG